Setaria italica (foxtail millet) is the source of this 1494-nucleotide messenger RNA. RefSeq names its product putative cyclin-dependent kinase F-2. The transcript has a single exon. Gene Ontology annotation, biological process: regulation of mitotic cell cycle; protein phosphorylation. Bases 259 to 1245 code for a protein of 328 amino acids. NCBI's taxonomy places the organism in Eukaryota, Viridiplantae, Streptophyta, Magnoliopsida, Poales, Poaceae. The record is from RefSeq and is a predicted model, not a curated record. Gene Ontology annotation, cellular component: nucleus. Gene Ontology annotation, molecular function: cyclin-dependent protein serine/threonine kinase activity; ATP binding.
AAGCCUUGACGGGCAAGGAAGCAAGCCAGCUAGCGCUCGAACAGAAAUCCCCAAUCUGACUGCGAGCUCCCUUCUCCUCCAGAUCUUUUCGACAUCGCUGAGCGCUGAUCGGAGUCCGACUGCGACCGCGACCUCCAGAUCGAUCUCUCGCGUAUAUAGCUCGGCGCUCCGCCGCCGCCGGCGCAUCACGCUUCCCAGAACUCUCUCGCCUACGCUGCUUCCCCCGCUCUCGGCUCUCUCAGCGCACGCACGGCGAUCAUGGCGGCGGUGAUCCGCAAGCGCCCGGCGCCGGAUGGAUUGCUCUGUCCCGCGGCGGUCGCUGGCGGUCGGAAGAAGCGGCCGCGGUACCAGUUCGGGAGCAUCUACAACUACGAGAAGCUCGAGGUGCUCGGGGAGGGCACCUACGGCGUCGUGGUGAAGGCGCGGGACCAGCGCACGGGCGAGACGGUGGCCAUCAAGUGGAUCCGCCCCGAGUACGGCGGCGGCGGCGGGGGGGCGCCCGACCUCCGCGCGGUGUUCCGCGAGGCCGGCUGCCUCUCCGCGUGCCGGGGCCACCCCUCGAUCGUGCAGAUUAAGGAGGUAGCCGCCGACGAGGUCACCGGACACGUGUUCAUCGUGAUGGAGUUCGUGGGCCCCAGCCUCGAGAGCCGCCUCACGCGUCCCUUCUCCGAGGGCGAGACCCGCGCGAUCAUGCGCCAGCUCCUGCGCGGCGCCGAGAAGUUGCACGGCGCGGGCACGGUCCACCGCGACAUCAAGCCGGACAACAUCCUCGUCGGCCCCGGUGGCGCGCUGAAGAUCUGCGACCUCGGGAUGGCGGCGCCGGCGAGGCCCGCCGGCGAGCCGUACCCGGAGGAGACUGUGGGUGCAUUGUGGUACCGCGCGCCGGAGCUGCUGAUGGGUUUCCGGACCUACGGGCCGGCCAUCGACAUGUGGGCGCUGGGUUGCGUCAUGGCCGAGCUGCUGACCGGCGAGCCGCUGUUCGGGGGCGCGGAGCCUGCGGAGACGGUGGAAGAGAUGUACGCGAAGGUGCUGGAGCUGUGCCUGUGCGGGGUGGACGUGAGGAUCCUGCCGGAGCUGUCGGAGGCCGGGCGCGAGGUCUUGCGUGGCCUGCUGAGCGUCGAGGCCGAGGAGAGGCUCACCGCGGCGGAGGCGCUCAGCCACCGGUGGUUCGACGAGGAGGACGCGCCACUGUCCUCAGCUCUUUCUUCUCAGCCGGAUCGGUGUGGUUUCAUCAGUUUCUUCUAGUGGGCAGAAAUACAGGAGGUCAGCAGCAUUAGGACAGAACUGAUUCUUGUAGUGUAGUCUUGCUGUGAUGAGUUUUUGUAGCUUGAUUGGAAAGAACCAAUCCGAUGUAGCCCUUGUGGAUCAAGACCAUGAAUUGUAAUCUUGUUCAGAUGCUCUUGUAAGAUCAAGAACUGAUUGUUGCAGUUUCUUUCUUAGUUUUUUUUCCUUCCAAGAAUCAAUGCAUUGUAAUCUUUUAUUGUUGUUUUGUCA